This is a messenger RNA of Drosophila albomicans, 3152 nucleotides long. It is a transcript of the gene dor, whose product is annotated as vacuolar protein sorting-associated protein 18 homolog. Gene Ontology annotation, molecular function: protein-macromolecule adaptor activity. The coding region runs from base 128 to 3088 and encodes 986 amino acids. The record is from RefSeq and is a predicted model, not a curated record. Gene Ontology annotation, biological process: lysosome organization; organelle fusion; endosome to lysosome transport. Gene Ontology annotation, cellular component: HOPS complex; endosome. NCBI's taxonomy places the organism in Eukaryota, Metazoa, Arthropoda, Insecta, Diptera, Drosophilidae. The transcript has 5 exons.
UUGGUCUUUUAGACUAUUAUUGUAGCAGCCGCAACAUGGUCACUCUGCAUGGGGCGUACACUAUUAGUCAAUAAAUGAAAAGAAAACAGUUUCGCAAACAAAUAUUUAUUAGUGCAAUAAACGCAAUAUGGCUCAAGCAAAGCCAACGACACAACCAAAGUUCUUGCCCCGCAUAGAUGGCACAUCUACGUCCACAAACACGCAUGUUGCCACGGCCAGCGGCAAUCCCUUCGAGUCAGAGGAGGAGCAGGAAAUCUUUAGUAAACGGAGGUUGCCAUUAAAAAUGCCGAGCAACUACAGCGGCGACCUACAGCACUUGAACGUUUCCAACAACUGGCUCGUCUGCAUGCUGUCGACGCCCCAAGGACGCUGCAAUCUGCUACGAAUAUUUCUGCCGCGAGCUAUUCCCCCAGGCGAGACCGCGCUGGAUAAGUAUUUAGCUGGCUAUAAGAUAACAAACAUCUUUCAGGACAAUACGGGGCAUCAUCUGAUCAUUGUGCUGGUGCCCAAGCAUCCAGGCGUCUCCUCCGAUUUCCUCUACAUCCAGUGCUCCGAAACACCAGAGAAGCAACAGCUAAAGGAGCGUCGCAUUGAGAAGUUUAAAGACCAUGAAAUCACAUCAGUGGCCUUCAAUAGGUACCAUGGCAAAGAGCUGACUACAGGCUCCAUCUUGUUGGGCACGAGUCGAGGCCUCAUCUUUGAGACGGAGCUGGGAUCUGUCAACGAUAGCACGCAGCGUAAGCAGCUCUACGAUCUUGGUUUGGGCCUUAACAAGUACCCAAUAAAUGGGCUCGAGGUGCUGAAGGUGCCCAACAGCAAUCGUUGGAUAGUUGUGGCCGUCACACCUGAUGCGAUUUAUUCAUUUGAGGACACACUGCGGCCAGAGGAGCGUUCGCUGCAGCCCAUUUUCAGUAGCUAUGUGAAUGGUGAGCGGGAGCCGCAGUGCGAGAAACAAAAGACAGAUCUCACCUACUCGAUGCUUCGCUUCUUUGCUCCACCCAGUAGUCAAUACCCAAAGCAAUGGGCUUGGUUAUGUGGUGCUGGUAUCCGGAUUGGAGAGCUGUCAAUAGAUGCGAGCAGCAAUGCAACGCUACUGGGCGACACGCUAAUCAACUUGGACUUUGUAAAAGUCAAGCACUUGUCCUACGAAGAGCGACGCACCAUUGUGCCAAAGUCAUUUGUGCUUACCGAGUAUCAUGCCGUGCUGCUCUACGCCGAUCACAUUAAGGCAGUCUGUCUGCUGAACCAGGAACUCGUCUACCACGAAGUCUUCGAAGAAGCACGCGUUGGAAAACUUAUAAGCAUCGAAAGGGACAUGGGCACUGGUGCCAUCUAUGUGUACACGAAUAAGAUGACGUUUACGCUUAAGAUAUGUCGCGAAGAGCGCAACAUAUGGCGCAUAUAUCUGAACAAAGGGCAGUACGAACUGGCCACAGCGCAUGCCGCCGAAGUGCCAGAGCAUCUGCAGCUGGUCUUGAUGCAGCGGGCGGAGGCAGCGUACAAGGAGGGAGCCUACGAGGCAGCUGCCAACUACUAUGCUGAAACGGAAGAAACGUUCGAAACGGUGUGUCUCAAGUUCACUAUCUUACAAGACAAGCGUCCCAUUAUCAGUUACGUUAAGAAGCGUCUGUCACGCCUAACCAUGAGCGAUGAUGGCGACAAGCAAGCUGAUGCUCUAAAGGCAUUGAUCAUUUGGCUAAUUGAUUUGUAUCUCACACAAAUCAAUUUGCCAGGCAAGGAGAAGGCAUGGCGCGACGAUUGGCAGGCGGAGUACGACGAGUUUAUGCGUGAGACGCCAGUCUUGGCCUGCACAAGUCUGCAUCGCACUGCGGUGCAGCAGCUGAUUGGGGAGCAUGCAGACCCGCAUAAUUUGGCACAAUUUGCCAUCUCGAUAAGCGACUACGAGGAGGUGAUUGGACAACAACUAAAAGCCGAACGCUAUGCCGAAGCACUGCAGACGCUAAGCAAGCAGAGCGAUCUCUCGCUGUACUACAAGUAUGCGCCCCAAUUAAUGGAACAUCUGCCGAAACAGACAAUCGAUGCCCUCAUAGCACAAGGCUCCAAGCUGGACAUUGACAAGGUGGUGCCCACGCUGAUUGUGAUUGAUACCCAGGUGCAGCGCGAGCAGGUAACACGCUAUCUGGAAUUUGCCGUCUACGAUCUGAAUACAACCAACGAUGCCAUACACAAUUUCCUGCUGCAUCUGUAUGCCAAGCAUCAGCCGAAGCUGUUAAUGGACUACCUGGAGAUUCAAGGUCGCGAUGAGACAUUAAUCCACUACGACAUUCACUUUGCGCUCAAGGUCUGCACAGAUCUGGGUGUGAAGAAGGCAUGUGUGUUCCUCCAGUGCUUGCUGUGCAUGUGGACAACCGCAGUGGACUUGGCGCUAGAAUUCGACAUGGGUCUGGCAAAAGAAACAGCAUCAAAGCCACAAGACAACGAGACACGACGCAAGCUAUGGCUGCGAAUUGCGUAUCAUGAAAUUAAGGGCACCGACGAUGUUAAGAAGGCCCUAAGUCUGCUCAAGGAAUGUGAUUUACUGCGAAUUGAGGAUCUCUUGCCAUUCUUUUCCGACUUUGAGAAGAUUGACAACUUCAAGGAGGCCAUCUGUGAUGCUCUAAGAGAUUACAACCAGCGAAUACAGGAGCUGCAAAGGGAAAUGGCCGAAUCGAAGGAACAGUCGACACGUGUGUGCAAAGAACUCGGGCAGUUGCGAGCCCACAGCAUCACCAUGAAGGCGCAGGAUGCGUGUGAUAUAUGUGAUCGGAUACUAUUAGUUAAGCCAUUCUUCGUCUUCAUUUGCGGCCACAAGUUCCACAGCGACUGCCUGGAGAAGCAGGUUCUGCCGAUAUUAAGCAAGGAGCACAAUCGUCGACUCGGUAUGCUAAAGCAGGAAAUGGAGGCGCUUAUGGCUCAAACAGUUACACAAGCUAAUCAUACACCGGAGCAACAAAAGAAACGGGCCGAUCUCAAAGCGGAAAUCGAGGAGAUAUUGGCUGCCGAUUGCCUUUAUUGUGGCCUGUUGAUUGAGACAAUCGAUCAGCCGUUAGUUGACGAUUGGGAUCAGGUGAAUGUUGAGUGGGAAUAGCAGAGAGCAAGUUCAUAUGUACAUCUAGAGAGCAUUUAUUAAUAAAUCUGCAUAUUUAUAGUAA